This is a messenger RNA of Effrenium voratum, 1921 nucleotides long. NCBI's taxonomy places the organism in Eukaryota, Dinophyceae, Suessiales, Symbiodiniaceae. The record is from the annotation of a GenBank genome assembly.
AGUCUACAGCCCUUCGGCUCACCUCCGGGCAAUUAGCGGCCAUGGAGGAUGAACUGGAGAGGCAAGCCCAGGUGAUGGCGGAGAAAGCGCUCUCCGCCCUCCCUGAAGCUGCCCGGGCCGGGAAGAUUGCGAAGGUGAAGGAAGGCAUCUUGAAGCGCUUGAAGGAGCAGGCCAACGCUGCCAGCCCUCCGGUGCCGAUGCCGGCGCCAGCCGCGCCAGUUCCGGCUGGAAUUCCUGCGCCGGUCACAAUGGUUGCCCCACCUUCCACCAACACGGCGGCGCCGGAGAGCGAUGGCCCGCAAAAGCUGCCCGGCAUUGAGGUGCUGGGAGAUGAGCUGUGGUUCUCCUUUUUGCCAACCAGACGGGCACUGCGCGAACGGGUGGUUGCAGCCCAUGCGGGCCAGAAAAUCCUUGUGGCUGCUCCUGCCAUCGAGGUCAAGCGAAUUUGUCCAGGGCCUGGGCGAAUCCUCGGGGCAGGCGCAGUGUUGCGCCUGGGCGGCUCUACGCUGGGGGGCUAUGGAGAGGCGGACGUGAACUACGCGUACCGCCAGCUCUCCAGAGCCCUUCACCCGGACAAGAAUCCGGAUAUUCCCGAGGCCCAUGAUGCCUUCAAGCGCCUAACAGACGCAGCGGCGGAGCUGAAAGAAGGCUUGGAAGAGCAGAGGAACGUCCUGCGAGCCAUUUGCCUCACGAUGGGCGUGGUGGUUACGCCUGAAAUGACGGAACGUCCUCAGGAAGCACUCUUUGCAGAGGCAAACCGGAUGCUCCAUGCUGUGCUGGGGCUCACUGGCGAGGGCGAGGUGCCGGGGCCAGCCCUGUCCCGGUCCCUGGCGGUCUUCACCGCUGCCGCGGCCUGGACGAAUUGCAGGCCGCAGGUGCUCCUGUCCGAGUGGUUCGACCACACCCGAUUGCUGGACCUCUUUGCACUAUUCCCAAUGCGCACGGCCUAUGACUGCGCGCCCAAGCGCUAUCGAGCGCAAUUCCUAUGUGCUCUCAAUCGUGCGACCAUGGCGGAGGCAAAGAGGAAUCACGACUGUGUCCGCGGAAACUGGCAGACGGUCAUGAUGCAGUACCCAGAGAUCGGCCUUUGGCGUGACCUCAGGGAGAAGAUCAAGGUCCGAGUGUGGACGCCGGACGCAGAGCCUGGCGCCAAAACGCGGCGAGGCAGCAUGUGGGAUGAUGAGGAGGGCAAGCGUAGCUCCAAAUGGGCAGACACCUGGCGCGAGAGGAUCAGGAACAUCCUCCCGCGCGGCAUUGACAGCUUUGUAGGCUGCAAUGACAAAGAGGUUCGUCAAUUGGCCGCAGCUUUGUGGAAGGACAUCGCUGAGUGGGUCAAGGAAGACCCUCAAGGCCCGCGGCUUCUCAGCCUUUUCACUGCGGAGCCCACUGUGGCGCCGGACGGCACGGAGGUCCCCGCGGUGGAUGAAUGGGCCUUCGUCCCAGUGGGGGACAUCCUCCUCGUUGUAGGGGAGGGCAUCGUCGGCAUCACCGCAGAGGGCCUGGGCGCUGCGGACGCCAAGCCGGGCCACGAGAGGAUGACGUUUGCGGACGUGAUGCAGGGCAAGAGACAAAGGGUCAAGGCGGAGGACGACAAAGAAAAGAAGAGGAGCAAAGAUGACAAGGAGCGAAGUACAUCCAGGGAAAGGAGAAAGAUCGCAAAAGACAAGGACGGGAAGCCGGUGAAUGACCCAGACUUCAACUGGGAGAAGGUGUGGAGGGAGCGGGUCAACCUGAGCAAGACACGUCCGCGAACGGCGCGCUCGCCGUCCCGUCGCAGAUCUCGGUCCCGGCGCCGCCGGUCACGGUCUCGCGUUCGACGAGACAGAUCGAGGCGCCGACGCAUUUCCAUCUCCGGGUCCCGGUCAGGGUCCAGAUGACAGGAGCCAUGCGUCGAGUGACCAUCCGGAUCCGAUGCCGAGCC